Molecule: messenger RNA, 2915 nt
Organism: Priapulus caudatus
Lineage: Eukaryota; Metazoa; Priapulida; Priapulimorpha; Priapulimorphida; Priapulidae
Exons: 7
Coding region: 551-2296 (581 amino acids)
Biological process (GO): recombinational repair
Source: RefSeq, a predicted model, not a curated record
ACUCAUUGCUCAACAAGAAGUUGUCAACACAUACACACACUGGUGACACAGGAGCAAAACCCGUCAAGACUCGUUUGAAUAUCGAAGUGAUAUACAACCUAGCACGAUUAUGAAAUAUACAGUGGCCAAGACCCUCAACGUUUGACUGCUAGUGUGCAGCGCAUCAUUAUACGGUUGAUUACGAGACGUGCUGAUGAAUUUGCGGGACCCACGACACGGGCACGAUUCAAGAUUCACAAUUCACGAUUCACAUUGACACUGUGACUGUGACAGUCUGUGUAAUGACUACUCACUGUACACUUUGCCAUCAUAUGUAGGCUACUGUACUGUAGGCUAUAGUGUACACUAAGUGACACUGUACGCCACGAUUUUUGCAGAAGUUUGAGUGUAGUCUCAUACGUUCAGACAAAAUGCGAUUGGUGUUGAAGUACUAGGCCCUACUAAUACUAUAACUAAUUUAACUAUACGUAUAAAAGUAACUAAAACUAGUAAAAGCAAGUUAAUAGUAUACGGCCCAACAACACUAAACGGGUAACAGAGCAAAAUCGAGAUGUCUAAAUGUAGCUCACAGGUUGAGAAUGGCUGUGACUUCGUCGGGAUAUUUAUGAAGAUGCUGGAAAAUCCUGGCAGUGACUCAGGGAGGUUACAGUCACAGUAUGCGUCAUCUGAAAUUGUGACACCGUCUGUUCAGGGUUCUGUAUCCCGAACUCCACUAUGUUCAGAUAUGCCGCUCUCAGUUCCUAAUACACUUAUGGAAAUUACACCAUGCAAAGUAGCUGAGUGCCACCGGAUUUCUAUAAGGACACCAAUGGAAGAGCUGAAUCACACUGGGAAUGGAAUGGAAGCAAAAACACCACUUUCUGUAUCACCGAGAAAAGAGGCAGUCCCAAAACUACCAACCUCACUAUCUUUGAGACAAAAUACGGUUCCAGUAACUCCACUUUUAACACCUCUAAGACAAGUGGCACGUCUCAGAACAUCAGGCUUGAUGGAAUCGGGAAAAGAGACACAUCUGAAAACAUCGCUUCCACAGAGACAGGAGGCGAUGCUGAGGACGCCAACCUCGCUGGGCCUUAAAAACGAAGCAUCCUUGAGUACAUGUUUAUCUACAUCACCGACUUCAGUAUCAGCCGAAAAUCGAACUCCUGUGUUUGGUGAAACACCAACAACGAGAUGUAGAACUAAAAGAAAGUUUCCUGGACCUGCAGGAAUGCUGCCUGUAUUAGGAAAUCCAUUCGGGUCACCCAAGAAUGAAAUCGACAUUACAGUGGGAUGUUCUGGUGAAAAGUCUCCAAGGAAUCAUCUGAAGGAGACCAUAUGCACUCAGACUGGCGAUGAAGACUUUGCAGAAGAGUUAUGGCGUGUGAUGCAGAAAGAUCUAGAAAAUGAGCAGGCAAGCUCCUUGUCACACUUCAGAUUAUCCUGGGUACAGAGGAAGGCAACCAUGAAGCAACUUCCUAAAGGAAAGGUACCAUUCUUGUGCGUAAUUGUGAAAUCUGUGACAUUCACUGGUGCAGAUGCCAUCAUAGUCGUAAAAGAUCCUACAGGAGAGAUGCAGGGCACAGUCCAUAGACAGGUGAUGGAUGAACAUGAGAUGACAUUCAAGGGAGGAGCUGGUGUCUUUCUGAACCAGUGUGGAGUCUUCAGUCCUUCUCCAAGAAGUCACUAUUUAAAUAUCACCUCUAGGAAUCUACUACGAAUAUAUGUGCAAACAGAGGACAGCAAGGUUUCAUCUCACAAAGUAUUGCAAUUGAGUCUGAAAGAUAUCAGGGACAGAAUCGAUUCCCCGGAAAGCACCCAGAACCCCAUUAAUGUCACCAAACUUCAUCACACACAAAAGAAAUUGGUGGGUGGGCAAGAAGGCUCUACACCGAACAUCCGUAAUGUUGCACCCGCAGAAACACAUAAGCUUGGUCAUGAAGCAAGCUACUCUCCUAAGUUCACACCACCUGGAAAGCAAGAUCCGACUGUGAUGUCAUCACUUACGUAUAAAGCAGGUCAGAAAACAGAAGCACAAACGAAUUCUAAGCGAACAACUGCUGUAUACAGCCCCGUUACUAGUUCUCCACGCAAUGUAAAUUGGCAGGUUCGAACUCCCGCGCCAGCUGGUAGUAGUGAAUCGGCCGACUAUCGGGCAACACAAGGUGAUGGUGGUAUUAUUUCUCAAAAGAUGGCAGCACGCGUCAUGAAUUCGCCCAUCGCUCGACCGGAGGAGCAGCCGCAUGGUACUGGUGAUGGCAAAAGUGUAACGGAGUUGAUAAGCGGCAUCGAAGAUGAGCUGUUUGGCGAUUUUUAAUGAAACUCGGAUAUAAAUUAUUUAAUGAGGUCUCUAAUGCAUGUAUGCUACUAAGCACCCGUCUGCCAUUUUGUGCACGAAUGCACAAUGGUAGUAAUCUACUAAUCUCACCAUCUUUGUUACAUAUAUUCUUAAAUUUUACAUGCAUGCAAUAGGAUUAGCUAAGCAAAAAUGCUACAUGUAUAUUACCAGUGAACUGGUUCCAAUCAUUAUGCCGGCUUUGAUUUUGUGCUAAAAUAUCGUGUUCAGAUAUUGAAAAAUCGCGGAUAAUCAUUCUAUGUACAGACAUGUAGAUAGUCUGAUGUAUAAGUAUAACUCUUGUAUAAUAGAUUUAUUUAGAAUUGCUUCACAAAAUUAUAAGCAAGGAAAUAUGUACACAUAACUUGAUAUUUAAAAAAUGUAAAAAAUCAGUACAUGUUAUACGUUUACCAGAGUUGUUACCAUAAAAAUGUUCAUUUGGAAUCGAUCUCCGCUGGUUUAAUAGUAAUAUGGGAAGCAGUUUAUUUGUUUUUAUCACAUUGCUUUGCUAUGAGCAGUUUUUGUCGUUUUGUCACUUGAUUGCAAAAUGAAAACAUUUUUGCAUAAUAUUAUAGUAGGACAAAGAAAUUUACCUCUGGUU